UCAGCUAGGCGACGAGUCUCGCAGGAUCUCUGCCCUCCCUUCUGACCCCCAGCCUACUCAGCUGGGUCGCGCCAAAGCGUGAUGUCUUCCCUUCCCGCCCACACCUCAGCUCCCUUUGGUUUCCUAGGCGCAGGCGCGCACGGGAGGACUGGACGCUCCACCUCAUCACACCCCGCCCCUCCGGGCCCCAUCCUUUCAGUAGGCUCGCGCCGACGCGAGCUGCCUUCCUCCUCAGUUUGAUUUUCACGCAGGCGCGCUCUCGUCCUCUCAUCCUUCCCCUCUUUCCCGUGGCCCGCCCCUCUAGGCCCCGCCCCCGUCCCGCCCCCACCUCCCUUACUUUCCACACCCCCCCGCGGGUGACAUCCUCCAGUCUGAGUUCGAGCGGCCAUGGAGCUCCCUGGGAGCUUGUGCAAGAAAGUCAAGCUGAGCAACCAAGUGCAGAACUGGGGAAUGCAGAGGGCCACCAAUGUCACUUACCAAGCACAUCAUGUCAGCAGGAAUAAACGAGGUCAAGUGGUGGGGACCAGAGGGGGCUUUCGUGGUUGUACGGUUUGGCUAACAGGUUUGUCUGGAGCAGGGAAGACCACAGUGAGCAUGGCGUUGGAAGAGUACUUGGUCUGCCAUGGCAUUCCGUGCUACACUCUCGAUGGGGACAACAUACGUCAGGGUCUCAAUAAAAAUCUGGGCUUCACGCCAGAAGACAGGGAAGAAAAUGUUCGGCGCAUUGCGGAGGUUGCUAAGCUCUUUGCAGAUGCUGGCCUGGUGUGUAUCACCAGUUUUAUCUCACCUUAUACCCAGGAUCGUAAUAACGCAAGGCAAAUUCAUGAAGGGGCAAGUCUGCCAUUUUUUGAAGUGUUUGUCGAUGCACCACUACAUGUGUGUGAAGAGAGAGAUGUCAAAGGACUGUACAAAAAGGCUCGCGCUGGAGAAAUUAAAGGUUUCACUGGGAUUGAUUCUGAGUAUGAAAAGCCAGAGGCCCCUGAAUUGGUGUUGAAAACAGAUUCUUGUGAUGUGAAUGAUUGCAUCCAGCAAGUUGUGGAGCUGCUACAAGAAAGGGAUAUUGUGCCUGUCGAUGCCUCUUAUGAAGUAAAGGAAUUGUAUGUUCCAGAAAACAAGCUUCAGCUGGCAAAAACAGAUGCAGAAACCUUACCAGCAUUGACAAUAAAUAAGUUGGACAUGCAGUGGGUGCAGGUUUUGGCAGAAGGCUGGGCAACGCCACUGAAUGGUUUCAUGAGAGAAAGAGAAUACCUGCAGUGCCUUCAUUUUGAUUGCUUGCUGGAUGGAGGAGUAAUUAACUUGUCAGUGCCUGUAGUACUCUCGGCUACUCAAGAGGACAGAGAGAGACUGGAUGGCUGUACAGCAUUUGCCCUGGUAUAUGAGGGUCGUCGAGUUGCCAUUCUCCGAAAUCCAGAGUUCUUUGAACAUAGAAAAGAGGAACGCUGUGCCAGACAGUGGGGAACAACAUGCAAGGAACACCCGUACAUCAAGAUGGUGAUGGAACAAGGGGACUGGCUGGUUGGGGGGGAUCUUCAAGUUCUGGAUCGAAUUUAUUGGAAUGACGGCCUUGACUCAUACCGCCUCACACCUGCAGAGCUGAAGCAGAAGUUUAAAGAUAUGAAUGCUGAUGCUGUCUUUGCAUUUCAAUUACGCAAUCCAGUACACAAUGGACAUGCUCUCCUGAUGCAAGAUACUCAUAAACAGCUCUUGGAAAGGGGCUACCGGCGCCCAGUUCUCCUCCUGCAUCCUCUUGGUGGCUGGACAAAAGAUGAUGAUGUUCCUUUGGCAUGGCGGAUGAAGCAGCAUGCGGCAGUGUUGGAAGAGGGAAUCCUGAAUCCUGAAAAUACGGUAGUGGCCAUCUUUCCAUCACCCAUGAUGUAUGCUGGACCAACUGAGGUCCAGUGGCACUGCAGGUCACGAAUGGUUGCAGGAGCUAAUUUUUACAUUGUUGGAAGAGAUCCUGCUGGCAUGCCUCAUCCAGAGACCAGGAAGGAUCUCUAUGAGCCAACCCAUGGGGCCAAAGUGUUGACAAUGGCCCCUGGCUUAAUAACCUUGGAAAUUGUUCCAUUUCGUGUAGCAGCUUACAAUAAGAAAAAGAAACGCAUGGACUAUUAUGAUUCUCAAAACCAUGAAGACUUUGAAUUUAUUUCAGGAACCCGAAUGCGGAAGCUUGCCCGAGAAGGCCAGAAACCUCCUGAAGGCUUCAUGGCGCCCAAAGCCUGGACUGUGCUGACCGAGUACUACAAAUCUUUGGAGAGUGCUUAAAUGUUAUUAACAGCCUAUCGACCUUUGAUGCUUGAUUUAUUAACAAAAAGGGGACCACAUAGUUACUGUUUGCACUGCUUUGUCAUGGUGUCUGGUGUAUUCUUUACAAACAGACCUUUUCUCCUCAGCUAGCAUCCUUUUUUUUGCCUGCUCGUGGGUUCUAUUAUGUACUGCUGCUUUUAAUGUAUCUUUCCCUUUUAUUACAGUUAAUAAUCCCACAUUAGGGUUUUUUAAUCUUGCCUUUUUAUAUCAUAUUUAUGUUCAUUUCCCAUGAAUUUUGCAGCUGUUGUGUUGAUUUUAGAAGAGAAAUAUUUUUCCUCCCUUUAAAAACCAAAACACCUCCUGCCCCAUAUUCCCUAUCAAGACAAUAGAGAUGGCUUGAUCUUGCUUUUGUACUGUAAUUGAGCUGCAAGAUGUUUGUAGCAAUUAUAGCUUUUACUACUCUGAAAUAUAAUCAGACUUUUAAAUUUCCAAUCAUUUAUUGAACCCUGAACUAUUAUGCUCUAAAGCUUUCUUAUUAUGUAUGUAAACUUAGAAUUGACUGACUUGAUGCAACAGAAAUAAACUUUUGGCUUCUUAUUUA
Messenger RNA from Monodelphis domestica (gray short-tailed opossum), 2845 nucleotides. It is a transcript of the gene PAPSS1, whose product is annotated as 3'-phosphoadenosine 5'-phosphosulfate synthase 1. Lineage: Eukaryota; Metazoa; Chordata; Mammalia; Didelphimorphia; Didelphidae. Gene Ontology annotation, molecular function: ATP binding; adenylylsulfate kinase activity; sulfate adenylyltransferase (ATP) activity. Gene Ontology annotation, biological process: 3'-phosphoadenosine 5'-phosphosulfate biosynthetic process; sulfate assimilation. The record is from RefSeq and is a predicted model, not a curated record.